Messenger RNA from Aspergillus sclerotioniger CBS 115572, 1470 nucleotides. RefSeq names its product FAD-binding oxidoreductase. The record is from RefSeq and is a predicted model, not a curated record. The coding region runs from base 1 to 1470 and encodes 489 amino acids. NCBI's taxonomy places the organism in Eukaryota, Fungi, Ascomycota, Eurotiomycetes, Eurotiales, Aspergillaceae. Gene Ontology annotation, molecular function: FAD binding. The transcript is spliced from 5 exons.
AUGCGCGUCGCCUCUGUUUUCCCGCUGGCCGCCACGGCUGCAGCCACCUCGGGCUGCACCGCCCUGCAAUACCUCUCCGAUGAGGUCUUCACUCCCAGCACCGACGUCUACAAAUAUGAAGCGCAGAACUUCUGGUCCAACACGGAGAUCAUGUCGCCGGGAUGCGUGUUCCGCCCGCAAUCGGCGGCCCAAUUGGGCCAGGGCGUCAAGGCGCUGGUGGAUGCGAAUGCGCAGUUUGCCGUGCGGGGAGGAGGACAUAUGGGCAUUCGUGGCUCGAAUAACAUCGACAAUGGGGUCCUUGUCGUCAUGUCGAAUUUGACCACCCUGUCACUAUCGGAGGAUCAAUCGAUUGUGUCCAUUGGACCGGCUUAUCGUUGGGCCGAUGUUUACGCCUACCUCGAACCCUACGGCCUCGCUGCAGCCGGUGGCCGUCUCGGUCCGGUCGGUGUCCCUGGACUGCUUCUGGCGGGUGGAAUCAACUUUUUCGGCAACCAGGUUGGAUUCGGUUGCGACACGGUGGUGAACUACGAGGUUGUGUUGGCCAAUGGAUCCAUCGUGGAGGCGAAUCGCAGUAGUCACUCGGAUUUAUUCUGGGCGCUGAAGGGAGGAAGUAGUAACUUUGGAUUGGUGACACGGUUUGAUAUGGAGACUAUUGAGUCGACCAAGGUUUGGGCGGGGACGUAUACAGUUGCUGGGGAGUAUGUGGAGAGGUUUUUGGAUGCCGCUGCCACCUACGCCGCCAACAUCUCCGAUCCCAAGACUCACAUCGUUCCUGCUGUCGUGCCUGAGGGUAACACGACCGUUGGAUCGGUGAUUCUCUUCUACGACAGUGCCACGGAGAGCUAUCCCGAGAUCUUCAAGCCGUUUACCGAUAUCCCGGCUAUCAGCAGCACAUUGGGUUUUAAGACCUUGUCUGAGUUUGCAACCGAGACUGGUGCCCUUGUGACGCCGCACAUCAAUGACAUCUUCGUCGCCGGCACCAUCAAAGCAACCAGCUACACCUCCCUACAGAGCGGCAUCGCCCUCAUCAACAACACCUUCUUCAACCAACUCCCCAAACUCACCUCCCAGAUCCCCAGCGCCAACAUCUCCCUCAUCGAACUCGACUGGCAGCCCAUCGGCAACAGCUGGCUCACUGCUUCUGAGUCCCGCGGCGGAAACGCCCUCGGGCUAGACUCCAACCAAAUCUACCUCUGCUACGCAGAAGUAGUGGAGUGGAUUGGCGAGGCCUAUGAUGACAUUGUGAAUGAGUGGUUGAAAGAAACCACCGAGAUGAUUAACAAUGCGACCAAGAAGGCGGGUCUGUACGAUGCGUUCAACUACAUGGGAGAUGCGGCAGGCUGGCAGGAUAUUUUCGGGGGGUAUGGAGAGGAGAAUCUGGAGAGAUUGAGAGAGGUGGCUAAGGUUUAUGAUCCGAAGGGGGUGUUGCAGGGAGAGGGGUUGAUGAGGGGGGGGUUUAAGCUUUAUUAA